This is a messenger RNA of Thamnophis elegans (Western terrestrial garter snake), 523 nucleotides long. Its product is annotated as N-alpha-acetyltransferase 16, NatA auxiliary subunit-like. The record is from RefSeq and is a predicted model, not a curated record. NCBI's taxonomy places the organism in Eukaryota, Metazoa, Chordata, Lepidosauria, Squamata, Natricidae. Gene Ontology annotation, biological process: N-terminal peptidyl-methionine acetylation. Gene Ontology annotation, cellular component: NatA complex; cytoplasm. Gene Ontology annotation, molecular function: protein-N-terminal amino-acid acetyltransferase activity.
AUGACCUACAACUCUGAUAAUCUAUUAUCUAAAAACAAGAAAGUGCCCCCUAACAAAAUAGACUACGAAUAUAGUGAAUUAAUAUUGUACCAGAACCAAGUGAUGAGAGAAGCAGAUCUCUUAGAAUCUUUGGACCAUAUAGAAACUUACGAAAGGCAAAUCUGCGAUAAACUCAUGAUAGACGAGAUUAAAGGGGAAAUGUUGUUGAAUUUGGGGCGCCUGGAAGAACCGCUGAAUAUAUCGGGAAUGAUUGACCGGAAUGCAGAAUGUUGGAGUUACUACGAGGGCCUGGACAAAAGCUUUGCGCCACGUAAGCGACGGGAUUGUGCAUUUCGCUUCAAGCAUUUUAGGAGUUGGGCUUUGAAAAAACUAUGGUGUGCCAUGCAUUUAGGGAAGCACAGAUAGUCCCUGACUUAUGACCCGAAUUGAACCCAAACUUCUGCGGCUAAGCGAGAUUUUGUCCCGUUUUACGGCCUUUCUCCCCACAGUUAUUAAGUGAAACACCGUGGACGUUAAGUUAGCA